UCUUCCACCGCGGCCGCUUCCGAGGAGCCGCUCGGGAGGGCGCCGGUAGCUUCCCGCCGCCGGCUGGGUGCGGCUCUUCCCUGGGCCCCUGCCAUGGAUCUCUUCGGGGACCUGCGGCGCAUGAACAAGCGGCAGCUGUAUUACCAAGUCUUAAAUUUUGCUAUGAUAGUGUCGUCUGCCCUUAUGAUAUGGAAAGGGUUGAUUGUCAUUACUGGAAGUGAAAGCCCUAUUGUCGUGGUGCUCAGUGGCAGCAUGGAACCAGCUUUUCACAGGGGAGACCUGUUGUUCUUAACAAAUUUCCAUGAUGACCCAAUCAGAGCUGGUGAAAUAGUUGUUUUUAAAGUUGAAGGCAGAGACAUUCCAAUAGUUCACAGAGUAAUCAAAAUACAUGAAAAAGAAAAUGGGAACAUCAAAUUUCUGACUAAAGGCGAUAAUAAUGAAGUUGAUGAUAGAGGCUUGUACAAAGAAGGUCAGAACUGGUUAGAGAAGAAAGAUGUUGUUGGAAGAGCAAGAGGGUUUUUGCCUUAUGUUGGUAUGGUAACUAUAAUAAUGAAUGACUAUCCAAAAUUUAAGUACGCUCUUCUGGCGGUAAUGGGAGCAUAUGUACUGCUGAAACGUGAAUCCUAAAAAAAAAAAGGUCACUUUUCCAAGAACAAAGUACAAAGUUAUACUAUACAGGGGAAAAAGCCUAAUAUAUUUCAGAUGUUUUCAUUUCUGUAUACAGUUCAAAACUGUGCAAGCUUUUGUCUUGUCUAAAUAAACUGUACAACUAAUGAGUAAAGCUUUUGGCUGUUGGUUAAUUAUGUAAUGGCAUAUUUACUAUCUUAAGUAGAUGAUGCUUUCAGUUAGCCUUUUGCUUGUUUGGAAGACACUGACUGUCAUGUGCUAAAGCAGCUUAUGGCGCUCCUUGACAUGCUGUGUUGUUUUUCUUCAGUGGUACUGCAUCUGAACCCACCUUCUCCCUCCUGUUUGUUCAGGUUUUUUGCUUGAUUACUUUUAAUCUGUCAGUGCCCUCUCUUUUCACAACCAUACAAACUGUUUUUAUCAGUACUUGUAAGGACACAGCUUAUGGGUUGGAACAAGUAGUGAGUUGUAGGAGUUUAAUCAGACUUACGCCUAAAGAAAGUUGUCUAGAUACAGUCUGACAAAAAUAGACAAGAAAGGGUCUUUGAUUCUAAUUAAGAACUGAGAAAUGGAAACUUGGAGCUUUUUCCCUGAAUUUGAAACUUACUCCUUUGUGGUAUAGGGACAAAAAAAAAUAAUGGCCUGGUUUUUAGAGGCCUGAUUUUUAGGGACCAUGUAUGUUUCUAGAAUUCAGGCUGUUAACCAUUCUGCCUUUAUGUUCCCAGCUAUAAACCAAACCUAACAAAAAGAUUUUAUGGGGCUUUAUUAACACUAGUAAAUUACUGAAUGAAUAGCAUAGUAGUGUACGUCUGUAAUAUUACCAGUAAGGGUAAGACAUGACUCCUAUUCCAGUUUUGAGAAUAUGUUGCUCUCUUCUGUCAUGUUAUGAUACCUGAAUAGUGUUAAACACAAAAUUGAUUUUUCAUUUUAAAACUUAGCUGAUAACUGUCUUGUAUGAAAUUCUGGAUUUUUCUCUUCUUGGCUUCAAAUGUCAACAUUGCACCUUCAGCAAAGCAGAACUUGUUUUCCUCGCUUGCUUUGGUUUUGUAGCUUUGAUAAGGAACAGAAUGAUGCUUUUUUCCUGUGGAGUUUUGUUUCUUCUGUAAUCCCUUACCUCUACAAAAGUACACUAUUAUCCAAUAAUGGCACCUCUUCUGUUGUAACUGCUCGUGCUGAAAGGCAGACAAGUGCUGAAUUUUUCCAAGUAAUAUUACUUCUUUUGUGUCCUACUAAGCAGUUUUCAUGACAAACUGUAUUAUAAAAAUA
Messenger RNA from Gavia stellata (red-throated loon), 1890 nucleotides. RefSeq names its product SEC11 homolog C, signal peptidase complex subunit (gene SEC11C). NCBI's taxonomy places the organism in Eukaryota, Metazoa, Chordata, Aves, Gaviiformes, Gaviidae. Gene Ontology annotation, molecular function: serine-type endopeptidase activity. The transcript has 6 exons. Gene Ontology annotation, cellular component: membrane; signal peptidase complex. The record is from RefSeq and is a predicted model, not a curated record. The coding region runs from base 94 to 627 and encodes 177 amino acids.